AUCACCAUCACCAUCACCAUCAACACACAAACAACAUCCUCAAGAUGCUACGAAAAUAUCAAACCAAGGAAAUGUUCAGCGAUCCAACAGCAGACUCCAUCUUCUGUAACGCAUUCGGUUUACCACACGAUCAACACCCCCUCACCGAAAUCAAUGCCAGCUUCAGCUUACACUCCAAACCGGACGUCUACUCUGGCAAGUUGUCAUUAACCGAAAGAUUCUUGACCUUCGUCUCUGUCGAUCGGAGGUCGUGUCGAUUCUCUCUCCCAUUGGCUACCAUUAGGAAGGUCGAAAAAGUCGCCCCAGUCCACUCCUCCGACUUGGGCCCUCCCCCAUUUGCGAUCUGUUUGAUAGUCUGGCACGAGGACUUGAAAUAUGUACUACAACUAAAUGGUCUCAAACCAAGCUGCGAGACAUUCUGUGUAAAUUUGAGGAGCCAGCUCAAAGCAACGGUUCCAGAGAUGAAAAUUCUCAAACCGUUUGUAUCUACCUUUUACUCCGAACAUCUGCUUUCUUCGUCCGGUGAAGAGGAUGGUACACACACCACUGGUCAAGGAAUCGGGAGCGGUCAUCACGCUGGUUUGGGAGCCCAGUUUCGAUAUCCAGGCGAUCCACGAAAACUGAGAGAGAAGAGCAAAGUUAAACUAUGGAAAGAUUAUUUCAAACAAAACGGCCGAAAUCUGACCCUCGUCAAAUUUCCGACAUUCAUUCGACUCGUCCAAGUUGGUUUACCGAACAAAUUGAGGGGAGAAAUAUGGGAGAUCGCGACCGGCUCGGUUUACUUACGAAUGAAACAGGCGGGUGAAUACGAACGAAUACUGAAUGAUAUCGAACUCAAUAAGAAGCACAAGUUGAACUUCAGUCUGGAUGAGAUCGAGAAAGAUCUCAAUCGAAGCUUGCCCGAAUAUCCUGCCUAUCAGAACGAUGCCAAAGGCAUUCAGAACUUGAGGAACGUCUUGUCGGCAUACGCGUGGAAGAAUCCAAGAUUGGGUUACUGUCAGGCCAUGAACAUCGUGGUGGCUGCUUUGCUGAUUUAUACUAGCGAAGAACAAUGCUUCUAUCUGCUAUCAAUCUUGUGUGACCAAAUCUUGCCUUCUUACUAUACGCCUACUAUGGCCGGUACGAUCUUGGACCAAAAGGUGUUCGAGUAUCUAGUCGAGCGAACUCUGCCGAUGCUUUCCCAACACUUCAAGUCACGCGAGAUACAGCUCAGUCUCGCCAGUCUACCGUGGUUCCUCUCGCUGUAUCUGGCAUCUAUGCCCUUGGUGUUUGCUUUCAGGGUUGUCGAUUGCGUCUUGUUAUUCGGUCCCCGAGUCUUGUUUCAAAUCGGCCUUGCUAUUCUCAAAAUCAAUGGCCCAAUCUUGCUCAGGAUCAAUGAUGACGCAGAAUUGAUAAGUACGAUGAGGAACUAUUUCCUCACACUAGGUGACUCGGCAUACCCGGACUCAGCGGCCAACUCGAAGGAGCGGACGAUUACUAACUUCCAAAUCCUACUUGUGACGGCCUUCCGGGAGUUUGGAAAUAUCAUUACGGAUGAUUCGAUUCAAUCGGCACGGAAGAAGUUUAGAGGGGAAGUGGUCGACUCGAUCCAAUCAUUUUCAAAACGGACGAGUUUACGGAAUUUGAAGGAGGUGGGCAAGUUCAAAUCAGCUCAUCAAUUGGGUCUGGUCUAUGACCAUUUCCAAUUAGCGAUCUAUAAGUGUCAAAUGAAAUCGAUCGGCGGAUUGGGGGAGAACAAUCCGAAUGGGGUCGGUACCAGCCAUGGAGUGGCUAGCUUUUGGGAGAAUGAUGAGAUCGAUGGGAAGCUGGAACAACGGAUUACCAGGGCUACUUUCGCUCUAUUCUUAGCCGAUAUUGCCAGUUGGGCGAGAGACGAGACCUUGGUUAAGUCGGUCGGCUUUUUGGAAAGGGUCGAGCGUGUCGCUGUUGAUCACGAGCUGAUUGAUCGACUCUUUCGUACUUGGGAUCGCUCUCAUAAAGGCUCACUCUCGCUUCAAGACAUUGUGCUCGGCUUGAGCCAAUUCAUGUUCAACGAUCUCAUGGCAAACAUGCAAACCUUUUUCAGCUUGCACGACGGCGAUAAGGAUGGCUAUUUGACUAAAGAUGAGGUCUUGCAGCUAUCGGAGUCACUUCUAUUCAUUUUCCGAAACGAGCCGGGUGACCAUUAUCUUGCUGCUGUUUCGAAACUAAUGCAAAAUUCAUUUGAAUACGCCGAUGCGAUGCAGAAGGAGUCACUGACCAAGAAAGAAUCAGACAGUAAGGACAAGACUGAAGCCGAAACUGAUACAGCUCAGCAAGAAGGUGCUGGGCCAACUGAAGCAGCACCCACGGAGGAAGCCAAGCCGAGCAAUAAUCCAGAUGCGUAUCUUGGCCUGUCGACAUUCAGGAUGUGUGUGCUGGCGGACGAGUUAUUGGAGUCAUUCUUCGAGACCGAUUUUACGCAGUCGUGGAAGCUGUCAGAUGAUCUUUCGAAUAGCACUCGAGCGCCGUCGUCGAACCCGAAAGCUCCUAAAGUACUCUCCGACCUAGUCCCAGAAGCUUUCAACCAAAAAGCAGACGAGUUCUUUAGUGGUCUCAAGAGUCGAUUCUUGACUGAAGAUAACAAGAACGCCUUCUAUAAAUUUGCCGAUGAGGUGGGCAAGAAGCUCGACAUUCCCAAGGUUGACCAACGUCUACCUUCGAUCGGCAAGUUGGACCUUACCGCAGCCAACAAUUCUACUAGAGAUAGAGAGAGCCUGUUACCUUCCAACGUACUCUCGAACUUCUUUGGUGGUGGUGGUGGUGGUGGAGUUGUGAGUUCUCAGCGGCAAGGGGGAACUGAUUCGAUGAAUGCGAGCACAUCCGCGGCUGGAGGAGCAGGGACAGAGUCAGCGGGUGAGAAGCUGGCCGAGCCCUCGCCACUUUCGCAUGCGGCAAUGAGGGCGCCUCCGGAGGGCCUGAGUUACGGGAGCAGUCAACGCGCUGACCGGACCGCCAAUGAGGAUGCAGACGGGCCAGUGCAGCCGGCCCAGGAGUUCAAGCGCCAGUCGAUGCCUCCGCCCCCGCCGCUCAUCCAACGUGCCCAAUCGAUGCUCGACGACCGACCACAAUGGGCCAUCGAUCAUCCAGUGGAACCCGACGAAGAGGAAUCGGAAUCGGAAGAGGCAAACCAGAAAACCGAUGCUGACCAGGCUCAUCCCCCAACCCGUAAAGAACAUAGCUCCACGGACCCUGCGAAUGAGACUAAGAAAACUAAAAACCAGACGACAGCCUCUAAGGAGGAGGAAGAGGAGGACCUGAUGGCUGAGGUCGAUCAGUUCUUGGCCGGUGGCGAUAACGAUGGACUCGAUGAUGGCGAUGAUACUCAUGACCUCAAUCAAAAUGAUGACGAUGAUGAAUUGGAAGAAGCUCAGAAACUCUUGUCUGCUUGAGUCGACCUCUCCACUCCAAUUCACUCUCACAUCACACACUUUCAACACUCCUUAUCACAGAGAUGGUGAUCAUACUAUGUGGCGCUGCUGGUGCCUUGUGUUUUUGUUUUUUGUUUUUUGUUCUUUUUCAUUCUUUUAAAAAAAGUGAUACACAUGUUAAAACUAGAUGUAUUCUAAAUUAGGACAGACCAAAUAAAACUAGUAUUAAAGAUUAUUGUGCCCACAUUCUUCCCCCACCCCACACACACACACAAAUGUUGUUAUUUUUGCUUCUAAGUCCUUACACCUCUCUGUGAUACUCUUUUUUUACCAAAUCAAUUCCUGACAUUCAUCAUCAUCAUUGAUAUAUGUAUAUAUCUAUCAACACACACUUUCUUCAUUUCAACUGGCUAUGUUGUUUUUCUGUGCCACUUGUCUCUAUGUUUCAUAAUCACAAAUCAGUUACAUCCUUUGAUAUUGAUCAACUUUCCCUUUCCCUCUCCCCCUUCUGUGUUUUUUUGUGUUUUAUUGAUUAUCAGCUUGUACAUAUCUCACCUCUCUUUUGGUCCCCCCCCCCUCUUCUUUCUGUGUAAUAUCAGACUAUUAUCAAAAAUUAUGUUAACAUGUUCUACUUCUAUGGAAACAUUUCUAGAUCUUUUUU
Puccinia graminis f. sp. tritici CRL 75-36-700-3 is the source of this 4050-nucleotide messenger RNA. RefSeq lists its product as uncharacterized. Gene Ontology annotation, molecular function: calcium ion binding. The coding region runs from base 45 to 3410 and encodes 1121 amino acids. The transcript is spliced from 13 exons. NCBI's taxonomy places the organism in Eukaryota, Fungi, Basidiomycota, Pucciniomycetes, Pucciniales, Pucciniaceae. The record is from RefSeq and is a predicted model, not a curated record.